Pan troglodytes (chimpanzee) is the source of this 3342-nucleotide messenger RNA. It is a transcript of the gene ACP3, whose product is annotated as acid phosphatase 3. Gene Ontology annotation, cellular component: plasma membrane. NCBI's taxonomy places the organism in Eukaryota, Metazoa, Chordata, Mammalia, Primates, Hominidae. Gene Ontology annotation, molecular function: phosphatase activity. The transcript has 12 exons. Gene Ontology annotation, biological process: dephosphorylation. Bases 151 to 1407 code for a protein of 418 amino acids. The record is from RefSeq and is a predicted model, not a curated record.
AAACCUGCCCUACGCUUCCUGGAAACUUUACUAUUUAUGAGUGUGGCUCCUCCUUCCCUUUCAAUCCCUUAAUUAAAUAGCUUCCCCUCUACAGGCUUUUGAAGUGGUAGCAGUUCCUCCUAACUCCUGCCAGAAACAGCUCUCCUCAACAUGAGAGCUGCACCCCUCCUCCUGGCCAGGGCAGCAAGCCUUAGCCUUGGCUUCUUGUUUCUGCUUUUUUUCUGGCUAGACCGAAGUGUACUAGCCAAGGAGUUGAAGUUUGUGACUUUGGUGUUUCGGCAUGGAGACCGAAGUCCCAUUGACACCUUUCCCACUGACCCCAUAAAGGAAUCUUCAUGGCCACAAGGAUUUGGCCAACUCACCCAGCUGGGCAUGGAGCAGCAUUAUGAACUUGGAGAGUAUAUAAGAAAGAGAUAUAGAAAAUUCUUGAAUGAGUCCUAUAAACAUGAACAGGUUUAUAUUCGAAGCACAGACGUUGACCGGACUUUGAUGAGUGCUAUGACAAACCUGGCAGCCCUGUUUCCCCCAGAAGGUGUCAGCAUCUGGAAUCCUGUCCUACUCUGGCAGCCCAUCCCGGUGCACACAGUUCCUCUUUCUGAAGAUCAGUUGCUAUACCUGCCUUUCAGGAACUGCCCUCGUUUUCAAGAACUUGAGAGUGAGACUUUGAAAUCAGAGGAAUUCCAGAAGAGGCUGCACCCUUAUAAGGAUUUUAUAGCUACCUUGGGAAAACUUUCAGGAUUACAUGGCCAGGACCUUUUUGGAAUUUGGAGUAAAGUCUACGACCCUUUAUAUUGUGAGAGUGUUCACAAUUUCACUUUACCCUCCUGGGCCACUGAGGACACCAUGACUAAGUUGAGAGAAUUGUCAGAAUUGUCCCUCCUGUCCCUCUAUGGAAUUCACAAGCAGAAAGAGAAAUCUAGGCUCCAAGGGGGUGUCCUGGUCAAUGAAAUCCUCAAUCACAUGAAGAGAGCAACUCAGACACCAAGCUACAAAAAACUUAUCAUGUAUUCUGCGCAUGACACUACUGUGAGUGGCCUACAGAUGGCGCUAGAUGUUUACAACGGACUCCUUCCUCCCUAUGCUUCUUGCCACUUCACGGAAUUGUACUUUGAGAAGGGGGAGUACUUUGUGGAGAUGUACUAUCGGAAUGAGACGCAGCACGAGCCGUAUCCCCUCAUGCUACCUGGCUGCAGCCCCAGCUGUCCUCUGGAGAGGUUUGCUGAGCUGGUUGGCCCUGUGAUCCCUCAAGACUGGUCCACGGAGUGUAUGACCACAAACAGCCAUCAAGUUCUAAAGGUCAUCUUUGCUGUUGCCUUUUGCCUGAUAUCUGCUGUCCUAAUGGUACUGCUGUUUAUCCACAUUCGCCGUGGACUCUGCUGGCAGAGAGAAUCCUAUGGGAACAUCUGAACAGACAGCUGGAUAAGCCAGGCCAACCUCCUGUGACACAGCAUCUCUCAGUGGUGCCGCAUCUAAAGGACAGGCUUUUGCCAUGUGGGCAUUGCCAUCCUCACACCCUGCCUUUUGAAUCUGCCCAGAGCAGGGUCUGAACUCACAGUGACCCACAGACUGCUGCUGGAUGAACACUCAGGCUACCUAGGUCUUCUCAUAAUGGAGUGGUAGUGCAGGCUGCUUGUUCAGCUAGAAAGAGGCUGUUAUGCAUAGGAUGGUUGUAUUCUCUGUCACAGUUGUCCGGAGAGAAAUAAGAAGCCAAACUCCAAUCAGCCUUUUACCUACAAAGAGUGAAGGGUGAGAAGGUGGACAAAGACAUAGAUUAGAAAAAUACUGGAUAUUGGGGGAAGUUAGACUAGAAGUAUUAUUAUACAGGGUGAUUCUUACGAAAGAAGACCCAAUCAUAAAUUAUAAAUAAACUUUUUAUUUAGCUAUUAAGUAGGUUUAAUACACAUACAUACACACAUGCACAUGCAAGCACACACACACACAACUGAAAAGAAAUUUCUGCCCAGUGUUUGAUAGCGGAAAGAUUUCUGUUUGUGUGUCUGUAUAUUAACACACAUACAUACACAUAUCCAUAUUUAAAAUGCCUACAGAAGAGGUAUUUAAUUCUCGAACUGUAAUAUCACCCACUUUAUGUAUGACUCAGGUCAUCUGUUCACAAUUUCUAUAGUGGGGAUUAACUGGAAAAUACACAUAGCCACUAUCAGAUAUCUCCACUAUCAGAUCUGGAUAUUUUUAAAGUUUCCAUUUUUAUUGCAUUUAAAAUUGUAAGAUCUUACUUUUGUAAGGGCUAGUCAUAGCUCAACUGAGGGUUGACAGCCCACUGUCUCAGCCCUGCACUGGCUUUGGGCUCAUGACUUAGAACAAGUUUUUUUUAUAUCUUUUUUUUUUUCCCAGACACAUUGUCUCACUCCGUCGCCCAGGCUAGAGUAUAGUUGCAGUGAGCCAAAAUUGUGCGGCUGCACUCCAGCCUGGGUGACAGAGUGAGAUUCUGUCUCAAAAAAAAAAAAAAAGACUGCAAGUAAUCUGUAUUCAAAACAAAAACAAAUGCAAAUAAUACAAUAAUACAGAAGAGUAUAAAAUGCAAAGUGAAAGGUCUUCCUAACCAGUUUCAAUCACUAGUGGCAAUCCUGUCAACAAUACCUGGUUUUAUUUCUUCUAAGGAGAGGCAUUAAUUUUAUAAAACAUAAUUUAUUUUCUGAAAUUUUCACAUCUUUCCCUUCUUUUACAACCCAUGGUGUCCUCUUUCUUGUAUUCUUUUUUUAUUUCCCUGAAGCAAUUUUUUUAAAAGAUGCAUGAACAGUAAGCAUUCUGAUCCUAACAUAUCUAAACAUAUCUACAGUGUGCCCUCACACUUACCUAUUAGUUGGCUGGGUAUAUUCAGGUUGAAAAUCAUUUUCUUUUUUUUCUUUUUUUUUUUAUUAUACUUUAAGUUUUAGGGUACAUGUGCACAUUGUGCAGGUUAGUUACAUAUGUAUACAUGUGCCAUGCUGGUGCGCUGCACCCACUAACUCGUCAUCUAGCAUUAGGUAUAUCUCCCAAUGCUAUCCCUCCCCCCUACCCCCACCCCACCACAGUCCCCAGAGUGUGAUAUUCCCCUUCCUGGGUCCAUGUGAUCUCAUUGUUCAAUUCCCACCUAUGAGUGAGAAUAUGCGGUGUUUGGUUUUUUGUUCUUGCGAUAGUUUACUGAGAAUGAUGAUUUCCAAUUUCAUCCAUGUCCCUACAAAGGACAUGAACUCAUCAUUUUUUAUGGCUGCAUAGUAUUGCAUGGUGUAUAUGUGCCACAUUUUCUUAAUCCAGUCUAUCAUUGUUGGGCAUUUGGGUUGGUUCCAAGUCUUUGCUAUUGUGAAUAAUGCCGCAAUAAACAUACGUGUGCAUGUGUCUUUA